Messenger RNA from Aspergillus puulaauensis, 3729 nucleotides. Its product is annotated as GTPase-activating protein BUD2. The transcript is spliced from 3 exons. Gene Ontology annotation, biological process: regulation of GTPase activity. Bases 1 to 3729 code for a protein of 1242 amino acids. Lineage: Eukaryota; Fungi; Ascomycota; Eurotiomycetes; Eurotiales; Aspergillaceae. The record is from RefSeq and is a predicted model, not a curated record.
AUGGAGUCGGAGAGCUCGAAUGGGUAUAAGCGGAAUUCGAUGCACCAAGGUGCCCACAGCCGCCCGGUUGAACGGAGGCCCAGCAAGAAGUCGUCUUCGAAGGACCGCCACGAACCCGGAAACGAUUCACCUCUGUCGGAGGUGGAACGCCUCCCCUCAAGUGCAGCCCCUUCUCCGCGUGCCACCGCUCGACCAAGGCCCUCCGAUCGAGAACAUCGACGCGACUUCAACUUAUAUCAAUCUGCUGGAGAUGAAGAUGAUGCACAAUCGGACAUGACAAGUCAUCGGGCUCGCUCUCGCACUGCCACUCUCGAUGAUCAGAGAAGCGAUAUAUCCUCCAAUUCCCUCCUCGCCCGUACACGCAACCGCCUGGGUUCGAUAAAUGCCACCCCACAACCGAAGACUCCGGAAGAUCAUUCGAUUGGGUUCCCGUCUAUACAAUCCCCUACAUACGCCCCCCGAACACCUGGUCAACAACGGUUGAGCAGGUCUCCUGGAAGUUCGGGAAUGGGACCGUCAUCUACGGAUAGUUCAAAGGUCUUGCAGCUUAUGAAGACGACAUGCGGAAGAAUGCAUGGCAUUCUUUCGUUUCGACCGUCUUCUACUACCCCUUGGACUUCGGGCUACUGUGCUAUCAAUGUCGCUAUGGGCAGUCUGAUAUAUCAAGCGAAAGGGGAGCCUGCGCUGGCAAAAACACUCAUUCCAGAUUUACGUGGCUGUCAAGUUCGCUCUCUUGUGGAUCCCGAAACCCGAGUAAGUUAUCUCAGUGUUUCGACCUAUACGUCAGGCCUUGGGGUGGAAUUGAAACCCCAUGUGAGCGAAACAUUUGAUUCCUGGCUUGCGGCUCUGUUAUGUUGGCAGCCAAUCAGACCAAAAGGCGUGCAGAAUAAGAUGACGAAGCCGCAAUCUGUCACAAUAACCGAACGUCGCCUGGCAGAUCGCAGGAGGAACUCUGAAAGCACUGUGCAGAAGGACGCCGCUAUUAUAAAGGUGGGAAAGAUGCUUCUAUGGGAUAGACCAAGCGCCUCAGGAGUUCGACCGUCUUCCGGUCGUAGAAUUUCGACUUUUCGGCAGCAACGCGCCUUAUCUUCAUCCUGGCAAAAGGUGAGCUGUACACUGCAGGAGAAUGGCGUCUUCAGACUCUUUACUGAGUCCGACAUUACACUCGUCGCCUCCAUACAAUUGUCCCAAUUGUCACGCUGCGCAAUACAGCAAUUAGAAUCCUCCGUUUUGGAAGAUGAAUUUUGCAUCGCGAUUUAUCCGCAAUAUACCGCGCAUUCUGCGUCUGGCUUGACCCGCCCGCUUUACCUCGCUCUCGAGAGCCGGGUGCUCUUUGAAGUAUGGGUUGUGCUCCUGCGAGCCUUCACCACGCCAGAGCUUUACGGCCCGGCCACCUCAGCCAAUGAUGACACCGUGAAAACCCCGAGCGCAACCGACAAUAAUAACCCAAGCACAACACCUCUUUCGGACAUGUUCAGAAUCGAGAGGCUACUAACCGUCAAGGUGACCGAAGCGAAGAUGUUCGGCAGUAAAGGCGCGGAUGAGACGCCUCGGAGUCGGAAGCAGUCCCGUUCUCACCUUACGACGACCACGGCACCUGCAACCAACGAUUAUUACACGGAGGUGCUCUUAGAUGGGGAAAUACGAGCGAAGACCGCCAUCAAAUAUCGUACACCUAAUCCAUUUUGGCGGGAAGAAUUUACCUUCAAUGAUCUUCCUCCAAUCCUAUCUCAGGUUUCAAUUAUGGUGAAAACUCUCAAUCCAACACAACGCGAUUGGUCAUUAGUGGCACAUGGCGCAUAUGCCUUGAAUCAGGACACAAACCCCACCCGUCUAUUGGAUGAUGUUGAGGUAUCGUCUCAAGACGCCAUGUGCGGAAGGGUGGAUAUCAAACUAGACGAUCUGGAACCAGGCAUCGAGAACGAAAAAUGGUGGCCCAUUCUGGAUGAGAAGGGCCAAUGUGUUGGUGAGAUGUUGAUGAGAGUUCGGAUGGAAGAGACGGUUGUGCUUAUGUCUCAUGAGUACACACCGAUGUCCGAACUUCUCCAUUCGUUCUCCAACGGUCUUACCGUGAAUAUGGCCCAAAUCAUGUCAUCCGAACUGAACCAGCUGUCUGAAGCACUUAUAAAUAUCUACCAGGUGUCAGGAACUACAGUGGAAUGGAUAUCAGCGCUUGUUGAGGACGAGAUCGAUGGUAUUCACAAAGAGUCCACGGCGAACCGACUCCGAUAUACGACCCGGCUCCAUUCCAACGACACCCGAGAAACCGGCCAGGACAGGGAGGUCCUCGUUCGCGAUCUAGGACGCACCGCAACGGUAGAGGCGAAUCUUCUCUUCCGGGGGAACUCUCUGCUCACAAAGGCCCUUGAUUACCAUAUGCGUCGACUGGGCAAGGAAUACCUAGAAGAAACGAUUGGUGAACGACUUUACGAAAUAGAUGAAACCGACCCUGAAUGCGAAGUCGACCCGUCUCGGAUACAUCGAGCAGACGACCUCGAGCGCAAUUGGAAAAACCUGGUAAACCUCACUACAAGUGUUUGGAAGUCGAUUGCUGGAUCUGCGUCACGAUGCCCAGCGGAGCUGAGACUCAUCUUUCGACAUAUUCGAGCCUGUGCCGAUGAUCGCUAUGGUGAUUUCCUCCGCUCGGUCACCUACAGCAGUGUCUCUGGCUUCCUCUUCUUGCGGUUCUUUUGCCCCGCAAUCCUCAACCCGAAGCUGUUUGGAUUGCUGAAAGAUCAUCCACGCCCACGCGCUCAGCGUACUCUGACACUGAUCGCCAAAGCUUUACAAGGCCUGGCCAACAUGACUACUUUUGGAAGCAAAGAGCCUUGGAUGGAACCGAUGAAUAAGUUCUUGGUCGGCCACCGAUCUGAGUUCAGAGAAUUCGUGGAUUCGAUCUGUGCGAUACCAGCUGAUCGCCCGGCUCCCAUUGUUACGCCCUCCUAUGCCACUCCAAUCCAGAUUCUUGGCCGUCUACCACCUCCCUCACGAGAGGGAUUCCCCAGCCUUCCCUUCCUAAUUGACCACGCGCGGAGCUUUGCCAAUCUAAUAAGGAUAUGGCUGGAAGUUUCACCACCGAAGCUGGCAGCUCUGGAAGAGGUAGAUGCUGCCAUUGCGCAAUUCAAUGAAAUCGCAAUGCAUCUACAAAAACGGACCAAGGAAUGCUUAAACAGGGCAGAACAGGCAGAGCGUCCAAGUGGCAACCUGGAGAUAAAGUGGGAGGAACUGGUUGACUCUAUGGAACGCUCUGUGACCUUGUCCGAAGAGCCCUCGUCCAAACCCGCCACUCCCGCUCUAGCUCCGACUUCCGCUCUAGGGCCUGAGACCGUCGUAUCAGGAGCAGCAUCUCUUACCGGGAGCCAUCGCAAUUCCAUCGGUUACUUUGCAUCUAGACCGUCCUUACCUCGCCGUUCCACUGAUUACGCUCCUGAAGCCGACGAGGAGACACCACCGAGCUCAUCGUCUGCUACCUGGGACCAUGCCAGGGUGCCUUUCUCAAUACCAAGAUGGUCAGAACCUCGGGAUAGCACUGGGAGCUCCAAAAACUCUUCAACCUACUCACUCGAUUAUCCCGAUGCUUCCAAGUCUCGUCGGUCUAGCAUGACCCGGGAGACAACGAGCAAAUACGGGAGAUUUUUUGAUUUCGUACCUGCACCUUCCAGACGCAAGGGCAAAGACCGUGACACCAACCAGCAGCAAUCACGCGAAGAACUACGGAACGAAUUUUGA